Nomia melanderi (Alkali bee) is the source of this 1360-nucleotide messenger RNA. Its product is annotated as transmembrane emp24 domain-containing protein 7. The record is from RefSeq and is a predicted model, not a curated record. Lineage: Eukaryota; Metazoa; Arthropoda; Insecta; Hymenoptera; Halictidae.
UACAUAAUGUUACUGAUAAAAAACAGAUAAAAAAAUAUGUAUGCCAAACGUUCUUAAAAAUUAGACGUUAUCGCAGCCAGUUCCGUUCGUACGGCGCUCGAAUCGGUGCUAGUAAUAUCCGGCCACGUUAAAAUAGCUUGAUAGUGUACGAACAAUUAAAAUCAAAAGAAGAAGGAAAAAAUGGACUACUGGUCGAUCUGCUUGCUGUUAGUUUCGCUAUUCGGUACGAUAUUAAGGACUGGUGGCGUCGAGCUAACCUUCGAACUCCCCGAUAAUGAAAAACAGUGUUUCUUCGAAGAAAUCGAGAAAAAUACGACGGCAGUGCUCGAAUUCCAGGUCGUGACAGGUGGACAGUAUGAUGUAGAUGUAACUUUAGAAGCUCCAAAUAAAGAAAUCAUCUACCAACAAUAUAAAGUACAGUUUGAUUCACAUCAGUUUACAACUGCUAUGACAGGAGCGUAUAAGGCCUGUUUCAGUAACGAGUUUUCAACAUUUUCACAUAAACUUGUUUAUAUGGAAUUCCGUGUGGGUGAUCAAGUACCACUCUUUGGAGAACAUGCGACUGCUUUGACUCAGAUGGAGUCAUCGGCAACAGAAGUACACAAAAAUUUAAACAGCAUUUUAGAUUACCAAACACAUUAUCGAUUAAGAGAAUCACAGGGACGUAAACGAGCAGAAGAUCUGAAUGAUCACGUGCUUAAAUGGUCCAUUUUCGAAACAGUCGUAAUUUUAAUCAUAUGUGUGUCUCAGGUGUUCGUUUUGAAGACUUUCUUCGCAGAGAAGAAGCGCUAACACAUCCACUAGUGUAUUUGAGAAUGAGUGUUUUCUUUGCUCACAAUAAAAUAACUUCUCCGUCUGAAUGGCGCGAAAUUGCGUCAUAAAUAAUGUACCACAAGUUCUAUUGACACUGUGCCAUGUUCACACUGGCCAGUUGGUUCUAACGUCUACAUAUUUUUUUAGACGUUGCAGUACAACUGUAUAUCCAGCAGACGGAACAUUCUAGUAAAAUAAACUCUGUUUCCUCAUGUAUGAAAAUGUUGUAUAUGCGCGUUCAUGUGUGUAUCAUUUUAAUAUUAAGUUAUAGAGAGGAUAGAGUGUUUGAGUAUGGUACCUGCUCUAUUAAGAGUUAUAACAGGGAACAUAAGAGCAAUUUGACUGUUAUAUCUCUUAUGCUAAAUUCUUAAGUUGUAAUUAUAUAUUGGUACAGGUAGUGUACAGACAUUGCCAAGGAAAACACAUUUUUUCUUACUGUAAAACUGUAAUAUAAUAAAUUAAAAUAUUUGCGCGAGUAAUUGUGUUUGCUUAUAUGAUCGUUUAUUUCUCUUGUUUUUAACCAUUAUAAAACAGGAAACGUACGUAC